AUGGCUCAGCCCAUCAACCAUUGGAGACACGAUGUGCUACCACUUGAUCUGACAGUUGUGGCCACAGAGUUCGUCAUUGGUAUCAUCAUUGCGAACGGGAACAUCGUGGCUGUGAAUGUGGUCCCUUGGUUUCAGAGAAAGUCAGCUUCUGUAAACACUAGGGUUCUGCUUUUCCUGAGUGUGUCAAGAAGUGUUGUUUUGGUAGGAAUUACCUUCUCUGUAUUCAAGGUUUCUUUUUACAGCAGGGUUUCUUCUAGCAUCUCCAAAGUAAGUUUCGUAUUCUUAAAUUACUGUGGCCUCUGGUUUGCAGCAUUGCUUAGGUUUCUCCGCUUUGCGAAGAUUGCAAAUUUUUCUUACCCCUUGUUCCUCAAGCUAAAGUGGAGAAUUCCUGGAUUAAUGCCCUGGCUUCCGUGGCUCUCUGUGUUCAUUUCAUUCAGCUCCAGCAUGUUCUUCUGCAAGGACACCUACACCGUGUAUAACAAUUCUCUAAGUUUCAGCUUCUUCAACAACACACUGGAAGUGUACUUCAUUGAGACGAAUGUGGUCAGCGUAGCUUUCAUAUUCAGUUUGGGAAUCCUCCCUCCUCUGAUCAUAUCCACUGGGGCAACCACUCUGCUGAUUUUCUCCCUCAGGAGACACACCCUGCACAUGAGAAAACAGGCCACUGGCUCCAGAGACCCCAGCAGAGAGUCUCACAUGCGGGCCAUCAGAGAAACCAGCUGCUUUCUCUUUCUCUAUAUUUCAAAUGCAGCUGCUAUGUUUGUGUUACUCAAUGCCAACUUUUCCUGUAAUGUUGUACUUAAAAUCAUCCUGCCUUGUUACCCAGCUGCCCAUUCAGUUUCACUCAUUCAGAACAACCCUGGAUUAAGAAGAGCCUGGAAGCAGCGUCCGUCCCAAAUCCAUCUGUACUUGCAAAGUAGAUUCUGA
This is a messenger RNA of Phodopus roborovskii (desert hamster), 927 nucleotides long. RefSeq names its product taste receptor type 2 member 39-like. NCBI's taxonomy places the organism in Eukaryota, Metazoa, Chordata, Mammalia, Rodentia, Cricetidae. Gene Ontology annotation, cellular component: membrane. Gene Ontology annotation, molecular function: bitter taste receptor activity; G protein-coupled receptor activity. The record is from RefSeq and is a predicted model, not a curated record. Gene Ontology annotation, biological process: detection of chemical stimulus involved in sensory perception of bitter taste; sensory perception of taste; G protein-coupled receptor signaling pathway.